GGCUGGUGGAUGCAUCGGCUCAGCCGGGCGAAAAAAUUUCAAAAUCCUCUGCAACAUCUUGAGUCUGUUCCGGUUCCAGCUCCGGUUUUAGGAAUUUACGCAGUUUUUGUAUCAUCUUGCAACUUUCAAACAAAAAAUAAAUUAAACUUUUCGUUUACUGAGAAAGGGGAAAUUUCAAAUGUGAGAGGGUCCAGGGACAAGGUGUAUUUAAAUGAAUAGAGACCAUGCGAAGAGGCUCUGCAGAUCUCUCUACUGUGGCAAACGGUUCAAAACGAUUCCCAUCAUCAAAUUUGUACCCUUCAAAAAUGUUGGAACAUUUUCAUUUCUGUCACAAAUCUAAGACUCUAAAUUUCAGCCUUUAAGAAAAUUCAAAUUUGUAACAUUUCGUAGUUUUUGAUCAUCACCAUCAUGUCCAAAGGCACGGGACCGAUGUCUAAAUUGUAUAAUGCUAUCAUUCUCAGCGUAGACAAGAUUGUGCCCCAAGCAGCUCAGCCGCUGUGGCAGUCACCAGCAGGGCCGAAAACUGUCUUCUUCUGGGCCCCGUUUUUUAAGUGGAGCCUAGUUGCGGCUGGACUAGGCGACACUUUGAGUCGCCCGGCUCAGAAUAUUUCGCUGAAUCAAUGCGGCUCCCUGGCGGCAACUGGCUUGAUCUGGUCCCGCUACUCAGUGGUUAUUAUACCAAAGAAUUACAGCCUGCUGGCCGUCAAUAUGGCUGUCUUCUUCAUCCAGUCGUUUUUGGUAGUUAAGCAUCUGAGGUGGCGCAACGAAAAGGCCCGGAAUACUGUCUUCAAGCACCCGUACUAUCCCAUUUGGUCGGGCGAUGAUUGGUGAGAUCUGUAACGCCACAAUACUGAUGAUAAAUAAAACAUAAUCACUUUUGGUUUGCCGCUCUGGA
This is a messenger RNA of Drosophila miranda, 895 nucleotides long. RefSeq names its product mitochondrial pyruvate carrier 2-like. The coding region runs from base 409 to 831 and encodes 140 amino acids. The transcript is spliced from 3 exons. Lineage: Eukaryota; Metazoa; Arthropoda; Insecta; Diptera; Drosophilidae. Gene Ontology annotation, biological process: pyruvate import into mitochondria. Gene Ontology annotation, cellular component: mitochondrial inner membrane. Gene Ontology annotation, molecular function: pyruvate transmembrane transporter activity. The record is from RefSeq and is a predicted model, not a curated record.